CACGAGUCGGAGAGGGCCCGAGCUCCUGCCUCCAAAAGACCAUCGCCUUCCGCUCUGUUGUCUGUGGAGAGAGUUGUUUCCAUAAGCCACAGGUCUCCUCGUCAAGAAGGUUCGAGAGAACAGAAAUACUCCAGUAAAUCAGGUCAUCUCCGCCACCGGCUUCGUAAUGUCGCAACUUCCAUACGCAAUCGACGCCGAGACGCCGCUGGCCCCGGCGGAACUGGCGGUACUGCGCCAGCAGUAUGAGAGCGAAGGCGACAUGGUUGGCGUCCAGACAAAGUUCAACUACGCAUGGGGGCUAGUGAAAUCCAACGCCCGCCAUGAGCAGCAUCUCGGCGUGAUGCUGCUCGCUGAGAUCUUCCGGACAUCACUCGAGCGACGCCGCGAAUGCCUCUACUACCUCGCCCUGGGUAAUUACAAGCUCGGCAACUACGCGGAAGCGAGAAAAUACAACGACCUGCUGCUCGACAAGGAGCCUGGAAAUCUGCAGGCGGCCAACCUGCGGUCGCUGAUCGAUGACAAGGUGGCCAGGGAGGGACUGAUGGGCGUCGCCAUCGUGAGCGGCGUGGCAGUCGUGGCUGGCAUCGUGGGCGGCGUGCUGCUACGGAACCUGGGGCGGAAGAGGUGAAGCCUGUUCCCCCGCCAGAUUAGUCGGUGAGAUGUACACAUGGAACGGUGAAGCAGCGCAUCCUCACGGUUUUGAACGGGGCGGGCACUGUAUUUGUACAGGUACAAGGCGGCAUGAUGGCUUUCUUUGGCGUGGAAUUGUUCCUUGAAUUGCGGGGAAUGCGGCACGAGCACGAUACCAACUCAUGCGACAGAUCAACAUAUAAUGAGAAAUUACCUACUCAUGGGACUGGAUCCGGGAAUGUCGGGUACAAGUGAUGUCGUGGCACGUCUCUCAGACCAGUUCACCCCGCUCUCUGCCUAAAAGCACCGCACUUGGAUAAAGUGAAACUGUCUGGCCUGAGGCUGCCCUGAAAAUGAGGCUGGCUCUUAACUCGUA
This is a messenger RNA of Thermothelomyces thermophilus ATCC 42464, 1006 nucleotides long. RefSeq lists its product as uncharacterized. Gene Ontology annotation, molecular function: protein binding. Gene Ontology annotation, biological process: mitochondrial fission; peroxisome fission; autophagy of mitochondrion. Gene Ontology annotation, cellular component: peroxisomal membrane; mitochondrial outer membrane. Bases 167 to 628 code for a protein of 153 amino acids. NCBI's taxonomy places the organism in Eukaryota, Fungi, Ascomycota, Sordariomycetes, Sordariales, Chaetomiaceae. The record is from RefSeq and is a predicted model, not a curated record. The transcript has 4 exons.